This is a messenger RNA of Triticum dicoccoides, 1054 nucleotides long. Its product is annotated as heavy metal-associated isoprenylated plant protein 39-like. The record is from RefSeq and is a predicted model, not a curated record. The coding region runs from base 217 to 681 and encodes 154 amino acids. NCBI's taxonomy places the organism in Eukaryota, Viridiplantae, Streptophyta, Magnoliopsida, Poales, Poaceae. Gene Ontology annotation, molecular function: metal ion binding. The transcript has 3 exons.
CUCCCCUUGCCGCCCAGAUACACAUACCAUCCACCAUUUGUCCGUCGCCAGUAGCCACAGAGUCCAUCGCCAGAGCCCAGAGAGAGACAGAGUACUACGCUCCACUCCACACGCCGGCCGUUCCAUUUCGCUCCGCCCUCCCGCCUUGCCCCGUUGCAGAAUUCCCGUCGGCUCGCUCGGAGCAGUUCGCCGCCGUUAAAGCACUCGCUCGCCACCAUGAAGAAGGUUGUGCUCAAGCUGGAUGUGCACGACGACAGGCACAAGGCCAAGGCGCUCAAGGCCGUCUCCGGUCUCCAAGGUAUCGACCAGCUGGGCGUGGACAUGAAGGACCAGAAGAUGACCAUCGUGGGCACCGUCGACCCCGUCGCCGUCGUCGGCAAGCUGCGCAAGCUCUUCCCCGGCGUGCAGAUCGUCUCCGUCGGCCCGGCCAAGGAGGAGAAGAAGGACGACAAGAAGGACGGCGGCGGGGACAAGAAGCCCGCCGGAGACAAGAAGGACGGCGACAAGAAAGACGGGGAGAAGAAGGACGGCGGCGACAAGAAGCAGCAGGAGGCGAAGCCACCCAUGGCCGUGUACCCGCCCUACGGCUACGCGCACUACGGGUACCCGCCGCCGCCGCCUCCGCCACGCUACUUCGUCCGCAGCGCCGAGGAGGACCCCAACUCGUGCGUCAUCUGCUGAUCGGCACGCGCCGCCGCCGCCCGUCCCUUGUACAUUUCGUCGCCGUCCUGCCUGUCUUCCUCUGCUGCCGGUGGUUGGUGGUUGGUGGUUGCUGUACUCAUCAGCCUACCCGCUGCAGCGAUCGACGGCGUCGUUUCUACACUUAGAUAUACAGUACGUAUGACCGUGUAAUUACCGGUUGCAUCGGCAGCUGCUGUUUGGCUUGCUUUUGGAGAGGUGCAGUAGUAGCACAUGCAUCAUGUCUGCUGAUCAGUUUGUAGAGCGCAUACACGAGAGUGAGAAGAACUAUAAAGAUGUAGUACGUACGUACCACUUUUGACAGUAUAAUUCGAUUUGAGAAUAUUAGUACAUUACUGCCCAGCUGGUCUGAAAA